CUUUUACUUUAUAGCUUUUCAAAUAAUGUCAUAUAUUCCCAAACAUGUUUAAGUCAAGCCCAAGGUUUUUCUAUCAUUUGUACUAACUUGUACAUACAAGCUACACAUAAAUAUUGUCAAAAUUUACAUGAAUGGCUGAUAAAGGCGGCUACGAUCCCUACGAGCAUCGCGAUGUUGAAGUUCCAUUGUCAAAUUUUGGUGCUUUCAUAUCACUCCUCAAGUGUGUUGUAGGAACUGGUAUUUUGGCGUUGCCUUUGGCAUUUUACUAUGCAGGAAUUAUUUUUGGGACUAUCCUCCUGGUUCUCGUCACCUUCAUGCUCAUCCAUGGCAUGCAAUUAAUGAUUAUUUGCAUGAUUGAAUGUGCUCGCCGCCAACAAAUGGGCUACUGCACUUUCCCGUUGUCUAUGCAGUUUUCCCUUGCCCAGGGUCCAAAGUGUUUCCGGUCAAUAGCCAAGGCGGGGGCUAUUAUCGUCUACAUUGUCCUCAUAUCCUCACACUACGGUGUGUGUGUUGUGUACCUCGUGUUUGUCAGCAAGAACGCUAAACAGCUCAUUGACUUUUACGUGCAAGAGAUGAAUUUGCUAAUUUAUGUGGCCAUUGUCGGGCUACUGAUGAUACCGCCAUUUUUGAUCCGUACCCUCAAAUGGCUCGUACCCUUCAACCUGCUGGCCAGCAUCCUCAUUUACCUUGGAUUCGCCUGCAUCAUAUACUACCUCUUCCAGGAUUUGCCUCCGAUCACUGAUAGAGCCGUUUUCUUUGGCGAAGUUGAGUACUUGCCACUGUUUUUUGGCAUAGCCCUGUUUUCAAUCACCUCUGUGGGAGUGAUGUUGGCUAUUGAGGCCAAAAUGGCGCACCCUGAAAAGUACAUCGGAUGGUUUGGAAUCCUGGACAUUGCCAUUGUGGUUGUCGUUAUAUCCUAUGUAUUUUUUGGCGUCAUGGGCUACUGGAAGUAUGGAGACGAAAUCGCCGGAAGUAUAACCCUCAAUCUGCCUAUCAAGGAAACAGUUGCCCAAGUUUCGAAGGGAUUUAUUAUGACUGCCAUCUUCUUUACCUAUCCCCUGUGCGGCUAUGUGGUAAUCGAUAUAAUUAUGAACCAGUUUUGGAACAAAACCGGUGAACUAAAACACGCCGAAAUCAAGGAGUACAUCGUGCGAGUGAUUUUCGUUGUGGUGAGCACCAUAAACGCCAUCGCCUUCCCAGACCUUGGACCCCUGCUCUCCCUUGUGGGGGCCUUCAGCAUCUCCCUGCUGAACCUAAUUUUCCCGGCCAUUAUGGAGAUUUGUCUGCUCUAUCCUCCGGAGUACGACUACGGCAAACUGAAAUGGAAGUUGAUAAAGGACAUCCUACUAAUUAUCGUUGGCACUUGUAUCCUAGUACACGGAACAUACUCCUCCAUCCGUGAAAUGAUCAAAGAUUGGGGCGGAACCACUUCAACGGAGGCGCCGACAACCAGUGAGGAUACCACUGAGACCGAAGAACUCUCGCCAGAAGGUCCUUCUGGUGAUGCACCUGCAGCCUUUCUACGGUUCUUUGAGGAUGAAUUUCUUUUAUAGUUCCAACGUACCAUACUUCCAUACUCCAACGGACUUUCGUUCGUAGAAAGGGGUUACCUUGGAGAGCUCUUCAAUUGUAUGCGAGCCGUGUUUUAAAAAAUGUAUAAAAUUAUCUUCAUACUAUAUAUUGUACAUUUAUAAACUAGUGAGAUUCCUGGCAUGUAA
Molecule: messenger RNA, 1718 nt
Organism: Drosophila ananassae
Lineage: Eukaryota; Metazoa; Arthropoda; Insecta; Diptera; Drosophilidae
Product: glutamate transporter polyphemus
Exons: 6
Coding region: 132-1553 (473 amino acids)
Biological process (GO): amino acid transmembrane transport
Cellular component (GO): vacuolar membrane
Molecular function (GO): amino acid transmembrane transporter activity
Source: RefSeq, a predicted model, not a curated record